Lacerta agilis (Sand lizard) is the source of this 1438-nucleotide messenger RNA. RefSeq names its product reticulon 4 interacting protein 1 (gene RTN4IP1). Gene Ontology annotation, molecular function: oxidoreductase activity; zinc ion binding. Gene Ontology annotation, cellular component: mitochondrion. The coding region runs from base 155 to 1423 and encodes 422 amino acids. NCBI's taxonomy places the organism in Eukaryota, Metazoa, Chordata, Lepidosauria, Squamata, Lacertidae. The transcript is spliced from 10 exons. The record is from RefSeq and is a predicted model, not a curated record.
UGUUUGUUUGUUUUUUUAAGAAAAUACAAAGUUUAUAAAUGUGCAUUUCAGAUCAGAAUUGACUGGCCUGCUUUGUAAGAAAGUGUGUAUUCGAGGCAUAACCAUUAAAGAGCAAAGCAUUAAAGCCAUAUAUAUUCAUUUUGUUUUUGCAGUCAUGUUGCUAAAAGUACACAAGUUUAGUAGGAAAGUGUUUAGUAGCUUGUUGCACUGCCCUGGUUUGGGUGUUACCUGCCUUGGGAUGGGAAAAAGUUUAAUCCAGCAGCUUCCGUGUAGAAACUUCCAUGUCUCCUGCCAAAGAUGUACGACAAUGCCAUCCUGGGUGAUUGACCGUUACGGGAAGAAUGAUGUGCUGCGAUUCACAAAUAACAUGAUGUUCCCUUUAAUCAACUUCCCUAAUGAAGUGAUUAUUAAAGUCCAUGCUGCAAGCUUAAAUCCCAUAGAUGUUAACAUGCGAAGUGGUUAUGGAGCUGCUGCUAUAAAGAUGAAGCGGGAUCCGUUGCACAUCACAAGCACAGGCAGUGAAUUCCCUCUCACACUUGGUCGGGAUGUUUCUGGAGUUGUGAUGGAGUGUGGACUAGAAGUGAAAUAUUUCAAACCUGGAGAUGAGGUAUGGGCAGCAGUUCCUCCUUGGAAACAAGGCACUUUGUCAGAGUUUGUUCUGGCAAGUGGAAAUGAGAUCUCUAGAAAGCCCAGAUGUCUCAGCCACACUCAAGCAGCUUCCUUGCCUUAUGCUGGUCUAACGGCAUGGUCUGCCAUUCGCCACGCUGGGGGGCUAAAUCAGGAUAAUUGCAGCAAUAAGAGAGUAUUGAUCUUUGGUGCAGCAGGUGGAGUAGGUACCUUUGCUAUACAGCUAAUGAAAGCCUGGGGUGCUCAUGUGACAGCAGUUUGUUCCCAAGAUGCCAGUGAACUUGUGAAACGUCUCGGAGCAGAUGAUGUGAUCGACUACAAAACUGGAAGUGUGGAAGAACAGCUGAAAACGUUACCACUGUUUGAUUUUAUCUUGGAUAAUGUUGGUGGAUCCACUGAAAAAUGGGCUCCUGAUUUCCUCAAAAAAUGGUCUGGAGCCACCUAUGUCUCCUUGAUAACACCCUUCUUGGUCAACAUGGACAGGCUUGGUGUAGCAGAUGGCAUGUUACGGACUGGAAUGACGUUCGGUUCAAAAACUUUCAAGCAUCUUUGUAAAGGGGUUCAUUACCGGUGGGCAUUUUUUGCACCAAGCGGCCCUUAUCUGGAUGAAAUAGCUGAUCUCGUUGAUGCAGGAAAGAUACAUCCAGUUAUUGAUCAAGUUUUCUCCUUUUCUGAUGUUCCCAAGGCCUUCCAGAAGAUGGAAGAAGGGCAUGCACGUGGAAAAACGCGUACAUCGAUAAUCCUGUGCUAUUUGGCAACAAUCCAAUAUUGUGUUGCGAAAGGAUGGAAGCGUUAAAACUCUACAGCCCAA